AUGGCUGCUGCUACGACUGCUACGGAUUCGCAGAAGUACCUCUCUACCCGAGGUGGUGACUAUGGCCUCUCCUUUGAGAAUGUUGUCUUGAAGGGACUCGCCGCAGACGGCGGUCUAUUCUUGCCUCAUGAAGUCCCAAGCGCACAGGACUGGCGGAGUUGGAAAGACCUCUCCUAUCCCGACCUUGCUUUCCAGAUCCUCAGCCUCUACAUCUCGCCCUCCGAAAUCCCUCCCCAGGACCUGAAAGCCAUCAUCGACCGGAGCUACUCGACGUUCCGCGCGGACGACGUGGUGCCAUUGACGCAUCUGCAGGAUAACCUGUACCUCCUGGAGCUGUUCCACGGUCCCAGCUACUCCUUCAAGGACUGCGCUCUCCAAUUCCUCGGUAACCUCUUCGAAUACUUCCUCGUACGCAAAAACAAAGGAAAGGUUGGAAAAGACAGACACCACCUGACGGUCGUCGGAGCGACGAGCGGUGAUACGGGAUCCGCAGCUAUUUACGGUCUCCGCGGCAAGAAGGAUGUCUCCGUCGUCAUCUUGCACCCUAAGGGCCGCGUCAGCCCUAUCCAAGAGAAGCAAAUGACCACCUGCACAGACCGCAACGUCCACAACUUGGCUGUGACGGGGACGUUCGAUGAUUGCCAGGAUAUUGUGAAGGCUCUCUUCGGCGAUGCCGACACCAACGCCACCCUGAAGCUCGGUGCUGUGAACUCGAUCAACUUUGCCCGUAUUCUGGCUCAGAUCGUCUUCUACUUCUAUGCGUACUUCUCGCUUGUUAGAAAGUCGGACUCGUUCAACCUCGGGGACAAGGUCCGAUUUGUGACUCCCACUGGAAACUUUGGCAACAUUCUUGCUGGCUACUUUGCCUCUAAAAUGGGUCUCCCGGUAGACAAGUUGGUUGUGGCCACGAAUGAGAACGAUAUCCUUCAUCGCUUCUGGACGACCGGCAGAUACGAGAAGAACCCCGUCGCUACGGAGACGUCUGAUGGAAACGUCAAGGUUGACGCUUGCAAGGAAACCCCCAGCCCGGCCAUGGACAUCUUGGUUUCUAGCAACUUUGAGAGACUCAUGUGGUUCCUUGCCAAGGAAUAUGCUGCUGCUGGCGGCAAGGAUGACCAAUCGAGCAAGAAGCAGGCCGGUGAAGACGUUCUGGGCUGGUAUCAGUCCCUGAAGACGACCGGCGGCUUCGGCCCGGUCAACAAGGAUCUCCUCGAGAACGGCCGGCGAAGCUUCGAGAGUGACCGUGUGAGCAACACGGAGACCAUUGAGACUAUCAAGACCUGCUACCAGGAGACCAAGUACGUUCUCGAUCCCCACUCGGCGGUGGGAGUCACCGCGGCCAAGAGAUCGAUUGCGCGCGUGGGCCCGAACAGCCACCACAUCUCUCUCUCCACUGCCCACCCGGCCAAGUUCUCCGACGCCGUGGAGUCGGCUCUGAAGGGCGAGGCUGGCUUCAACUUCGAGGAGCAGGUUCUUCCCGAUGAGUUCAAGGCAUUCUCUUCGAUGGAGACCCGCGUAACGACGGUGGAGAACUCGUGGGAGAAGGUGCGCGAGAUUGUCAAGAGCAAGGCUGAGGCGGAUAUGGCUGCUGAGAGCAGUGCUUAG
Messenger RNA from Aspergillus terreus NIH2624, 1605 nucleotides. RefSeq names its product threonine synthase THR4. Gene Ontology annotation, molecular function: threonine synthase activity. The coding region runs from base 1 to 1605 and encodes 534 amino acids. NCBI's taxonomy places the organism in Eukaryota, Fungi, Ascomycota, Eurotiomycetes, Eurotiales, Aspergillaceae. The transcript is spliced from 9 exons. The record is from RefSeq and is a predicted model, not a curated record. Gene Ontology annotation, biological process: L-threonine biosynthetic process.